AUGAAAGAAAGCAAGAAGGGUUACAUCAUAUGGAACUGGGCACCACAGAUUCUGAUAUUGGACCACCCUGCCAUAGGAGGAAUUAUGACUCACUGUGGUUGGAAUUCCAUUCUUGAAAGUGUGAGUGCUGGAUUGUCAAUGAUCACAUGGCCUAUGUUUGCUGAGCAAUCCUACAAUGAGAAGUUGGUAGUUGAUGUGUUGAAGAUUGGAGUCCCAGUGGGAGUGAAAGAAAUGAAGUUUUGGAUGAGCCUGGGUGAUGAGGCAAUGGUGAGAAGGGAAGAGAUUGUGAAGGCUGUGGUGCUUUUGAUGGGAAGUAGCCAAGAGAGCAAAGAAAUGAGGAAGAGAGCAAGAAAACUUGGUGAUGCUUCCAAGAAGACUGUAGAGGAGGGUGGAGCCUCUUACAACAACUUGAUUCAGUUGAUACAGGAGCUUAAGUCAUUGAAGAUAUCUAAAGCACUUGGCAAAAGUAGAGUAUGUAAUUGA
Messenger RNA from Cajanus cajan (pigeon pea), 483 nucleotides. The record is from RefSeq and is a predicted model, not a curated record. NCBI's taxonomy places the organism in Eukaryota, Viridiplantae, Streptophyta, Magnoliopsida, Fabales, Fabaceae.